Molecule: messenger RNA, 1345 nt
Organism: Phalaenopsis equestris
Lineage: Eukaryota; Viridiplantae; Streptophyta; Magnoliopsida; Asparagales; Orchidaceae
Product: PI-PLC X domain-containing protein At5g67130-like
Exons: 9
Coding region: 62-1216 (384 amino acids)
Biological process (GO): lipid metabolic process
Molecular function (GO): phosphoric diester hydrolase activity
Source: RefSeq, a predicted model, not a curated record
GCCUUCUUCCCGUUUCAGCGCAGGCGCAGAGAAGACGGGAGAAAAAGGGAAUAAAACAAAGAUGAAGUUUGCUGUAAACCAUAAGAAGCUCCGUACACUUCUGUUGCUGCUAAUCAACUCAGCUCUACUCUGCAAAGCAUUGAUGGAAGGGGAUGGAUGCACAACUGGUGAGAACUGCGGGAGAGGCCUCUAUUGUAGCACUUGCAGCUCUCAGUGCACCAGAGCAAUUGCACCGAUGGAUCCUAAGUUGAUGGGAAAAAAUUUACCUUUUAACAAAUACUCAUGGCUAACUACCCACAACUCGUACGCUAUUUCUGGAGCAAAACCAGCCUUCGGAUCCAUCUUGCUUGCACAAACCAAUCAGGAGGAUUCCAUCACCGCCCAACUUAAUAAUGGCGUGAGAGGUCUGAUGGUGGAUAUGUAUGACUUCCAAAAUGAUAUUUGGCAGUGCCACUCCAUUGACGCCACUUGUUUUAACUUCACCGCCUUUCAACCAGCCAUCAAUGUUCUAAAAGAGAUAGAACGAUUCCUGAGAAAUAAUCCUUCAGAAGUCAUCACCAUAUUCAUUGAAGACUAUGUGGAGUCUCCUCAUGGCUUAACACGAGUGUUCAAUGCUUCAGGCUUAGAUAAGUACUUCUUCCCCACAUCAGGGAUGCCCAAAAAUGGCGAAGACUGGCCUUUACUGAGCGAGAUGAUAAGUAAGAAUCAGAGGCUCUUGGUCUUCACUUCGAAGAAGGAGAAGGAAUACAAGGAGGGAAUAGCUUAUCAGUGGAACUACUUGGUUGAAAGCCAGUAUGGAGAUGAGGGGAUGAAUAGCAAGUCAAUUAGCAGCAGGGGGGAGUCGUCACCGCUGAACGCGACGUCGAAAUCACUUGUUCUGAUGAACUUCUUCCCAACGGAUCCAAACAGCACCGCUGCCUGCGUUCAAAAUUCAGAUCCUCUCAUUUCGAUGCUCCAAAGUUUUCGCAGCUUUUCAGCCAAUCGAUGGCCUAAUUUCAUCGCCGUUGAUUUUUACAUGACGAGUAAUGCAGGGGGGGCAUAUGAGGCAGUAGAUAUUGCAAAUGGUCACAUGGUUUGUGGAUGUGACAAUGUAGCUAAUUGCAGGAUCAACUCAACCUUUGGUACAUGCGUAAAUUCAUCAGAAGCCUCGGGAAUUACAGUGUAUUUCACCUCUGGCUGGUUGUUCAUGUUUGCGCUGUUAUUCAUAAACAUAUAAAUAUAAAGAUAAAAAUGUAAUUUCCAAAAAAAUGAAAGUAGGUUUUGUUCCAUUUGAAUGAGCUUAAAGAUGGGAAAUGACCACUUAAAAAUCAUUUACAUAUCAAAUACUUGUACUUUGCUUUUUUAC